AUGUCCGAUGAAGAUCUCGACGGUGGAUUUGAGGAUGUGGAAGAUGAUGAAAGUAUACGCGCUGGCAGCAAAACUGAGGUGAAUGAGAUUGAUGACGACGAUGCUGCAAAGAAUACGUACGAGCGCAUGGCUCCUGAAGGGGGAAGCGCAUCAUCACAUGGAACCUCUUCUCUUUACACGCUUCCAUCGAACGAGGAAAUUCAUGGUCUCCAGGAAACCAGUGAUUUGUACAUGAACAACAUGUUCAAGCUGCAGCUCGAUGAAAUGCUCAAGUACAUUCACCCUUCUGGUGGCCACAAACAAGCAAUAGAGCAUUUGCUCCGGAGCCUGCAAGCUUGCAUCAUGUGUGUGCCAAAGAUCGACCCGCAACCGCUCAGCAAAGCCGUCCAAGAACUGACGUCCCGCGUAGGACACAGUGUGCAUAUACCGCUUGUUGAACCUGUACCGCGAGAAGAUCCUGCGUACAUGAUUGCCUUUGAACCGCCGGAGGCGUUAAAUCUUGUCGGAAGCUGGCCGCUACAUACCGUAACGCGGCGUGUAGGUGAGAUGGACGUCGAUAUGGAAGUGGUCAUGCCGUCCAAGCUGUUCCAGGAAAAAGAUACCUUGAAUGCUCGCUAUUUUACGAAGCGCGCAUUUUAUCUCGCCGUCAUACUCGCAUACGUGGAGCAGAACCACGCAGCCUUGGGUGUGCGUGCCGAGUGGCUGUAUGUGGGAGGCGAUCCAAGGCGUUCCUGCCUUGUGCUUAGGCCCACGCCCGAAGCACACGACCUGAUCAAAACACACACAGUCGUGCGGAUUCACGCCGCUCACGCGCCAGGGACAUUUCCUACAUCGCGACUCGCGCCGAACCGCAACAAUAUGCGCGGUUCGGCGAUUGGCGCGUCCGACCAAGACACCGCAUCACUUCCUCCCACACCCAUAUACAAUGCGUGUAUUGCAGCCGAGUCACUCCGUCUUGCACAUCUCGUGUACCUGCAUGCCACAUCGGAAUGGUGCAAGGGCUUUGCAGAGGCAUGCCAGUUGCUAAAAAUUUGGGCUACACAGCGUGGAUUCGGUGCGCUACACCUCUUGCACGAGCAUGAUGACAAGCAUGCUACGCGCCGCGUCGUUGCAGGCACAGAUGAUGCGCGCUUCGUUUUGUGUAUGGUGCUUGCACAUCUCCUGCAUGGCGAGCCGAAAGUGACUGACACUAACAUGGAAGCCGGAUCCUACCCUGGCGUUCGGAUGCGAACGAAGCUUUCCCCAGGCCUGUCAAGUGUGCAGUUGUUCCGCGGUGUGCUCGAGUAUCUCGCGAAAAACUCAUUUGCCACACCUGUUUGGAUGAAAGCACAGCCAAGCUACGGCCUUGCUCCUGCAACAGACAUUUCUCCCGCAUCGUUCGCUGGUGUGUUCGAGCGAACCCUUGUUGAUCCAAGUGGAUGUGUAAAUCUGUUCGCGCAUUGGCCAGCUGCAUCUGUUGACCUUUUGCAACUUGAUGCUGCGCAGUCAAUGCGUAUGCUUAGUGAUGGCAGCGAUCACUUUGCCGACUUGUUCCUCGUCCCCCAGUGUACGCCGCUCCAGCGCUUCGACGAGACAGCGUCGAUGCAUCUGAACCUACAUGCACGUGGCUCGCUCGUGCACCGUCUGGAUGCCGGCUCACCGUCGCUUUGGGCCAUCCGGCGUGUCUUGGAUGUGAGUGGGCAUGCGCUAGGACGGCGUGCGCGCGUUGUGGCUAUCUGUACAAACCCUCAAAAGACAUGCACAACGGAGCAGCAAGCCUCUGGUGGCAGCGCUAGUCCCAAAAUCGUCGAACUUGGUAUGUGGCUAAAUGCAGAGCAUGCAUGGCACCAAGUCGAGCAUGGCCCGUCCCCUGACUCGCCAGACGCUGCGGCUUUCCGUGCUUUUUGGGGCAGCGUCGCUGAGCUGCGUCGAUUCCGAGAUGGGCGUGUGCGAGAAAGCAUUGUAUGGCCCGUGUCGACUCUUGCUCAGCGGCAAAGCAUUCCUCGCCAAAUCGUACGAUAUGCGCUCACACAGCAUGCAUGUGCGAAGCGGAUCCGAUUUUCCGGCGAUGCAUUUGUUGGCUGGCUCGACGUGCCGACAUCCUUGGCACAACGUGUGUAUUCCAAGGACCCGAGCGUCCAUGGUUUCCAGCUACUUCAAACUGCCUACGAUACAUUGGCCCGCGAACUGCGUGCAAUGGACGAGCUGCCGCUCUCCGUGACUGGCGUCACGCCCGCUGCCGACGCUCUCCGAAGUAUGAGUGUGUUUGUCCCAGGGCCAAGGGACGUAACGGAAUGGGGGCAUGACGUGCCGGAUGUCAUGACGUAUGUGCCUGUACACGAUGUGAUAAUUACCAUGGAAAGCUCCGGCCAAUGGCCCGAUGACUUGGCUGCUAUCCAGGAAAUGAAGACAGCUCUGUAUGAGCGCAUGGCUGAUGUACUAAGUCGCCGCAUGCCAGGCACCAAAAUGCAGGUUGUGUACGACUCAGAUGCCACGGCCCACGAUGCCAUUUACGAUCAGACUUGUCUGCAAAUCUUAAUGCCAACAGGCUUUGCGUUUGCUUUGCGCGUUCAUCAUGACCGCGAACAAGUGUUGCUGCAUCGCUUGCUGAACGACAAGCAUGCGCGUGCACGUGCACAGGCCGCUUUGCGUCGAUAUGACAUGCGCUUCGUACAUGCGCCGACACACCACGCAGCAUUGCAAGCAUUGCAAGAUCAUUUUCCGGCCUUGGGACCUACGGUGCGCUUCGUACGCCGCUGGUUCGCAUCGCAGCUGCUCUCGACUCAUUUCCGUGCCGAAGCCAUCGAGCUCUUGUGUGUGGCUGUGUUCCUGACAAAUGCUCAUGGGCCGCCGACGACCGGUAUGCAUGGGUUUGUGCGUGCACUGGACCUGCUAGCCCGCUGGGACUGGCGCGAGACACCGCUUCUAAUUCCGCUGGAAAAUGCAACACGCCUCGCACAUCACCGCAAGGCUGCUCUGUCUGACGGGGGAAGUGCACUGCCAGACGAGACGGCUCCCGCAUUCCCUGCUGCCCAGCGCGCAGACGUUGAGCAACACUUCCGCACCAUUCGUGCACGCGAUCCAGCCUUUCGACACUCCACCUGGGUGCUUGCAACAGAGAUGGACUUGGAUUCCAAGGCUUGGACACAUUCGGCGCCCACAGCCAUGGUCGCUGAUGGCGUGAGGCAACUAGCGAAACGGUCCUUGCAUGUGCUCAAGCAAGACACGAGCAUAAGUACACCGCUUGUACGCAUGCUCAUGACACCUGCAGUGGAGGCGUAUGACUUUGUCGUCCAUGUCCAGCCGAGUCUUCAUGUACGCUACGCCGAAUCCAUUGCGCCUGACUCGACACAUUGGCUUGCUACGCGCAAAAAACGCGUAUAUGCGAAUCUCGACGAUACGCCUUUGCGGCCGUCUGUGUAUGGCAGCGAAGUCAGGCCGGGCUUCGAUCCCGUAUACGAAUUUGUCACCAUGCUGCAGACCAUCUAUGGCGAUGCGUUCGUCCUCUUUUACGAUGAGUUUGGCGGCACGGUCAUCGGCGGUCUUUGGAAUACCGCUUAUACAAAGCCGCACACAUUCAAAGUGUCAUUGCCUUAUACGUCUCGGCCCCAUGCCAAGGGCGUAGUACUGAACCGACCAGCCAUUCUUGCAGAGAUUCAGCGUCUAGGUCAGGGCAUCGUUGAGCGAAUUGAUACCAAGACAUAG
Molecule: messenger RNA, 3684 nt
Organism: Malassezia globosa CBS 7966
Lineage: Eukaryota; Fungi; Basidiomycota; Malasseziomycetes; Malasseziales; Malasseziaceae
Exons: 1
Coding region: 1-3684 (1227 amino acids)
Biological process (GO): tRNA export from nucleus; rRNA processing
Cellular component (GO): CURI complex; small-subunit processome; UTP-C complex
Source: RefSeq, a predicted model, not a curated record